Trametes versicolor FP-101664 SS1 is the source of this 789-nucleotide messenger RNA. RefSeq names its product exosome non-catalytic core subunit RRP46. The record is from RefSeq and is a predicted model, not a curated record. Gene Ontology annotation, cellular component: nucleolus; nuclear exosome (RNase complex); cytoplasmic exosome (RNase complex). The transcript is spliced from 2 exons. NCBI's taxonomy places the organism in Eukaryota, Fungi, Basidiomycota, Agaricomycetes, Polyporales, Polyporaceae. Gene Ontology annotation, biological process: U4 snRNA 3'-end processing; nuclear mRNA surveillance; poly(A)-dependent snoRNA 3'-end processing. The coding region runs from base 1 to 789 and encodes 262 amino acids.
AUGAGAGAGGUCACUAUCGCAUACGAGGGUCUGGACAGAGUGGACGGGUCUGCCAGGUUCGGCUUCGGAUCAACACUCUCGCUCAGUUCCGUUUCGGGGCCCAUCGAGGUGCGCCCGACGCUCGAGAACCCAUCUCAGGCGACGCUCGACAUCCAGAUCCGCCCGCUCGCCGCGAUCGCGGGCACCGACUCCAAAGCACUCGCGACGACCCUCAAGUCCAUCUUCUCGCCCGCGCUCCAUCUCGCGCACCACCCGCGCACGCUCGUGCAGAUCGUCGGCCAGGCACUGUGCGGCACACAAAGCGGAAGCGGGCUCGGGAGUGCCGGGCGCGGCUGGAACGCGGGCCUCACCGCAAGCCUCGUCAAUGCGACCACCGCGGCACUGGUGAAUGCGGGCUCGGUGCCCAUGAUGGGCGUCGUGUGCGCGGUCGCCGUGGGCCGCCUCCCGGACGGGACGCUCGUCCUGGACCCCGAGGAGACGGAGCUGUCGCGCUUGGCUGGGAGCGGGUGCUUCGCGUUCCUGUUCUCAGCCGUGCUGGCUGCUGCGCCGUUGGCGGCGUCGGACGUUCCGCAGUGCUCUCUGCUGUGGACGAACUACACCACUGCGGCGCCGUUUGACGUCGCGGAGCUUGCGAAGGCUCGGGAGCUGGCCGAAAAGGGCGCAAGACAGGUCUGGCUGAAGAUGAAGGAGAGCGUCGGGUGGCUGGAAAAUGCAGCCGCGCCGAAGGUCGAGGUCAAGGCCGAACCUGCGAGCGCAAUGGAGGUGGACGACGAGAAGGUGGAAAUAUGA